Betta splendens (Siamese fighting fish) is the source of this 1142-nucleotide messenger RNA. RefSeq names its product SRR1 domain containing (gene srrd). Lineage: Eukaryota; Metazoa; Chordata; Actinopteri; Anabantiformes; Osphronemidae. The record is from RefSeq and is a predicted model, not a curated record. Gene Ontology annotation, cellular component: nucleus; cytoplasm. The coding region runs from base 1 to 882 and encodes 293 amino acids. The transcript is spliced from 6 exons. Gene Ontology annotation, biological process: microtubule-based process.
AUGUCUGACGCUGGCGAGGAGUGGCAGGUGGCCGGGAGGCGAGGAGGAGCAGCGCGGAAAUUCAAAUCUCUCCAAGUGUCGUCCGCUUCAACGUGCUGUCAAGAGCAGUUGGAUAUCGGGAAAACUGUUAAACGAAUCAAAGACAUAGUGUCUGAGUUAAGCUUUGAGGACUUUUGGCAGGAGUGGAAAGAUCAGGUGCAGGAGGCUGGAUCAGUGACCCUGUCGGUUGCUACAGAGAAUAGGGACACAGAGCCUCCCCCUGACCCGCAGGGGGAGGGCACGCUGUGCCCACAGCUGGAGUGUGUGUGUUAUGGCCUGGGCACCUUCUCUUCCUGUGUGUCCGCUCGCUACCAGCUUGCUAUGUUGCUUCUGCUACUGGAUGCAGGCCAGAUUCCAUGGAAGAACUGCUCUGUUUACGACCCUGCAUUCUCCUCUGGUGAGAGGGAUGUUUUAAGGGAGCUGGGUCUCACUGUGCUCACAGAAAAUGAGGAAGGAAAGCGCCUGAUAACGAAGCCCACACUGUUUUAUCUCAUGCAUUGUGGGAAAGCGUUGUACAACAAUCUUCUGUGGAAGAACUGGAGUUUACAAUGUCUUCCGCUGAUGGUCAUUAUUGGAAACAGCUUCAAAGGCAUGUGGGACAGGGCAAUCGAGAGAGAGUUCAAGCAGGACUACGGCUACAUUAGUCAGGCUGUGUCUGUGUGUGAAGAGAGACCACUGCCUUGUCCGUCCCGUGUAAUUGACACCUUCAGUGACACAGCAGUCAUCACCUUUCCCACCCGUUGCCUUAACAAACUUCCAAAGUCCACCUGGGUGGAGCCACCUGAGCCACAGUACCAAGACUGCAAUGAGUUGGAGAUUAUACUGAGGCACAAACAGAGUUAAGAGUCUGUAUGUGGCGAUACACUGGUAUGGUUUUGUAAGGUGACAACUCACCCAUCAUUUCUAGUGCCUUUAAAUGAAAAAAACAACAACACUUUUGUUAUAUUCAUUCAUUUAGUUAUAGUUUUUCGUUUUCUGGGUACGUCAUCCUUUACCCUCAACUUUGUGACAGUACAGUUUUGCAAGUUUUUUGUUUUUUUUUUUUUUAAUUUAGAAUGUAUGAUAUGGUGCAGUUUUAUUAAAUUAUAUCUUUUAUGCUCUUA